AUGGCCCUAUCAAUGACUUCCCUGGUGGCCGUUGCCAUCGUGGCGCUGGUGGUAUACAAGGGUGUUAUCUAUCCUGCCUUUAUCUCGCCACUGGCCAAGAUUCCGAAUGCACAUUGGAGCGUGCCCGUUUCUCCGGUUUGGAUGUUAUGGAGGCGUUUUCGGAUGCAGAAUAAUCGCACUAUUCAGGCUGCGCAUGAAAGACUCGGUCCUAUUGUGAGAUUGGGGCCUUCUGAGAUUUCGGUUAACUGUGUGGAUGGUGGGAUUAAGUCAGUUUAUACGGGUGGGUUUGAGAAACAUGAGUGGUAUCCUCGGGUUUUUGGAUCGCUUGGUACUGUAAGCAUGUUCACCAUGGUUGGAAGCAAGACUCAUUCUAUUCGAAAGAGGAUGUUGUCCAAUAUCUACUCCAAGUCAACGUUGCAGACGUCACCCAAUCUCCGAUUGGUCUCCAAAGCGGUUAUCCUCGACCGUCUGCUCCCUAUCUUGCAAGAGGCUGCGGAUUCGCAGAAGCCCCUUGACGUACACGACCUGAACCAAGGGUUGACCAUGGACUUUGUCUCUUGCUACCUCUUCGGUCUCCAGAAUGGCACGAAUCAUCUCCAAGACCAUUCAUUCAGGAAGCACUGGCUCCAUAUGUACCUGUGCCGGAAACCAUUCGAGUUCUACCACCAGGAAAUGCCGUAUUUGAAUGGGUGGAUGAAAUGCUUGGGUCUUCGCGUUAUUCCCAAAUACUGCGAUGUAGCCAAUGACAUGCUAGACGCCUGGGCUCUUGACCUCUGCGGCAAAGCAGAGCAAUCAGUGAAUUCGACCGAUCCAUCUGUCGAACCUAUUGUCUACAAGCAAUUGAAGCAGAGUCUGGAUAAGCAAGCUGCUAAGGAAGGCGUCAAGCCUGAUCGUGCCGAGCAAUUAAACGAUAUCGCAUGCGAAAUGUACGAUCAACUCACCGCGGGCUUUGAAACCAGCGCCGUGGGAUUGACAUAUCUCCUCUGGCAACUAUCCCGACACCCAGAUAUCCAAGAACAACUUCGCGAGGAACUGUCCACCCUUGACCCUCCAAUCGCCUUCCCCAGGUCAUCGGAAUUGCCUUCGGCAAAGUCUAUUGAUAAUCUACCCCUGCUGGAAGCUAUCGUCACGGAAACACUCCGUCUCCACGCUCCAAUUCCCGGCAUUCAACCUCGAGUCACGCCCGAACCUUCGUGCAGUUUGGUUGGAUAUGAUAAUAUCCCUGCAGGAAUUCGAGUCAAUGCACAAGCUUACUCGCUGCAUCGUAACCCGCAGGUGUUCCCAGACCCGGAGUCUUGGCAACCGAAGCGCUGGCUUAAGGAAGAGAACGAUCUGGAAGAGCUGGAAGAGCGGCGUCGUUGGUUCUGGGCCUUUGGAAGUGGAGGGCGGAUGUGUGUGGGAAGUAAUCUCGCACUGCAAGAAACGAAACUCGUUGCUGCGGCUAUUUACUCCAAUUUCCGCACCACCAUCGUUAACGAUGAUGAUAUCGAUGCUAUCGAUGCUUACACCGUUCACCCCCGAGGAGAGAAACUGAUUCUAAAGUUUGAGAAAGUCUAG
Penicillium cataractarum is the source of this 1557-nucleotide messenger RNA. RefSeq names its product cytochrome P450. The record is from RefSeq and is a predicted model, not a curated record. NCBI's taxonomy places the organism in Eukaryota, Fungi, Ascomycota, Eurotiomycetes, Eurotiales, Aspergillaceae. The transcript has 3 exons. Bases 1 to 1557 code for a protein of 518 amino acids. Gene Ontology annotation, molecular function: iron ion binding; heme binding; monooxygenase activity.